CACACACACGCGCACACACACACACACACACACACACACACACACACACACACACUGCUUGACAUCAGAAGACCCGAAGAUUGGAAGGAACCCAACUCAACUAGAAUCUUUCUCUGCAGGACCAGACAAUACACAAUCUGAAACAUGUCCUCCAUGUUUGAGAAUAUCAGUAAGAAUUUGGUCAAAGAGCUCGGAGACAAAGACCUGACACCUGUGAAACACCUGCUGAAUGCCAACAAAUUCCGUCAGUUUGCAAUUUUACGGAAGAAAAAGAAGACUCUCUCACAGUUCUGGGAACUACCUGAUAUUCCAGUAGAAUACACCCUCAUGGACAUCCUGGAGCCAAGUUCUUCAGUCCCAGAAACUGUUAUCAAGGGACCAUUUAUCUUCAGUGACACCAUGUUCCGGAAGUACAAGGCUUCUGCAGGUGUGACUGCCAUGCUAGAAACGAAUGUGUCAGGGGAAGCUACUAAGUGCCAUGAAACCUUCCUCCAGUUUCACGCUGUUACCUUCCCACCCCAAAACUGGAAAGACCUUCUAAAGAGGAAAGUGUUGGAUCAGGAGCUGCUGUUUCUGAGGAAGUGCCGGGGCAGAGAUGACAAUCUCUAUGUGGUGACAGAGGCCGUGGAGCUGAUCAACAGCACUGUGCUGCAUGACAGCAGCAGUGUGAACGUUUUGGGAAAAUGCUUUAUCCCCUGGAUGACUUCUGUCAAGGGUCAAGGCCAGGGAGAGGGUCUCAAAGUGAGAGAGAAGAUGUUGACUCUGCCAGAGGGCACCGUGAUCGCCUAUAAGAAGAAGCAGCUGAUUUUCGAGAACAAUGGCUGGGAUAUCCUCAUCUCAGAUGAUGACACGCAGAAAACCUUUCCAGAAGAGAGAAUGCUACAAAAGAUGAUGACAUCAAUUGCUGUGAACAAUGGUCCCCUGUACACAAUGAGUGUAUCUGAUGUAAGGAAGCCUCUGGAUCUUGUGCUGCACUCACCUGGAAGAAUACAGAGAGUCCUUUGGCAAGAUUUCAAGCAACUACAUGAGGAGAUUUUCCAGGAAAUGGAGGCCUUGGCCCAGCUCUCAAAGGACACUCAGGAUUCUAUAUUCCAUACUAUCCUGAACAUGCUUGGGAACCGAGAGGCUCUGCAGGACCUCACGGACACGCUGGAUGGGAGCCCCUUAGAUCUUUUGGAUGACUUUGGGGGCACAAUCCUAAAUGAGAUGCAACCGGACACAAGAGACCUAUGGAUCCAGGCAAGAUUCCACAUCAUCUACCUCCUUGAAGUCAUAAUGGUGUUGAGUGACACCCAACAUGAUCUGCUGGCCCAGUCCAUGGAAAAGAGGAUCCUGCUCCAGCAGCAGAAGCUGGUAAGGAGCAUCCUGGAGCCCAACUUCAAAUACUGCUGGGACAUCCCCUUUACCCUCAAACCCGAGCUCCUUGCCCCACUCCAGGGUGAGGAUUUGGCCAUCACCUAUGGCCUCCUGGAGGAGUGUGGGCUGAAAAUGGAACUGAAUAGCCCCAGGUCAACCUGGGAUCUGGAAACCAAGCAGCCCCUGUCUGCCCUGUAUGGGACCCUGUCGUUGCUGCAGCAGCUGACAGGCAGUCCAGAGAGGCCUGGCCCCACUCCAGUCUAUGCUGAGAGUGUCCCUGAUGAGCUCGGGGGGGUCUAGGGCCACCACGUCUGCCGUUCUAGGCAGGAUGGAGCCAGGGAUCGGUGGAAACUUGAGAGAAUGUUCUGAGGUGAUAGAAAUAUCUGUAUCUUGAUAAAGGUUUAUGCAAUUGUCAAAACUCAUCGAAUAGUAUCUAAAGAUGUGAGCCUGGGUGGUUCAUUGGAUGAGCAUCCAACUUUAGCUCACGUCAUGAUUUCACAGUUUGUGAGUUUAAGCCCUGCUAUGGGCUCUGUGCUGUCAGAGCCUGCUUGGGAUCCUUUGUACCC
Felis catus (domestic cat) is the source of this 1922-nucleotide messenger RNA. RefSeq names its product gasdermin C (gene GSDMC). Gene Ontology annotation, molecular function: phosphatidylinositol-4-phosphate binding; phosphatidylserine binding; phosphatidylinositol-4,5-bisphosphate binding. The transcript has 13 exons. NCBI's taxonomy places the organism in Eukaryota, Metazoa, Chordata, Mammalia, Carnivora, Felidae. Bases 145 to 1656 code for a protein of 503 amino acids. The record is from RefSeq and is a predicted model, not a curated record. Gene Ontology annotation, biological process: pyroptotic inflammatory response; defense response to bacterium.